GCGCGGCCGCCCCUCGGUCGACGGGAGGCGUGGCCGUAAAGAGGCACGGCCGUGUCGCGAAAGGGGCCGCAACGCUCAGGGCGCUGGUUGACGGCUGGGACUCCAUUUUGUUCGCGGCUUCUCUGCUCCAGACGUCGAUACCGCGGUUCCGGAGAGGCGGGGAGGAUGCGGCCCUUGGACGUCGUCGAGCUGGCAGAGCCGGAGGAGGUGGAGGUGCUGGAGCCCGAGGAGGAUUUCGAGCAGUUCCUGCUGCCCGUCAUCAACGAGAUGCGGGAGGACAUCGCGGCGCUGACCCGGGAGCACGGCCGGGCGUACAUGCGGAACCGGAGCAAGCUGUGGGAGAUGGACAAUAUGCUCAUCCAAAUCAAAACGCAGGUGGAGGCCUCGGAGGAGAGCGCCCUGAACCAUCUUCAGAAUCCCGACGAUGGAGUCGAGGGCAGAGGGACCAAACGGUGCGAGAAGGCGGAGGAGAAGGCCAAGGAGAUCGCGAAGAUGGCAGAGAUGUUGGUGGAGCUGGUCCGGCGGAUAGAGAGAAGCGAAUCGUCGUGAAGGAGGGCGGGCGGUUAACAGCCAAUGGAUUCUGGUCAACUGAUGGAGAUUGGCUGACAUCGUUGAGAAGCUGAAACCAGAGAGCCUUUUGUUUUCUCUCUCUCUCUUUCCCCCCCCCCCCUCUGUCUACACUCUGUCCUCACUUACACUACGUUUCCGCAAUGGUCUGUGGUUGAUGACCUCACUAUAAGUUUUGACUGUUCGAUGUUUUUGUUUGGGAAGGUAACUUUUAUUUGGAAAAUGCUCUCACACGAGAAUUAGGGCCUAGAUUGUAAGCUUUUGCAGCAGUCACGUUUGUUCCUGGGCUUUGGUUAUUUCUAAAUUUUGAGGCGCUUUGCCCUUUCUUGUGUGACUUGAAAGCUCCCUGGGACUUUGAGUCUGUGUCACAUGAGACGCAAGAGUUGGAGUUUUCCAGCUCUGGAGGUGCCCAAGGCGCUGGGUUACUUCUAGAAGAGUACUUCCUGCGGUAACUGCUAAAGAAGCUGAAGAAGGGACCAGACUUGGACUUGGAAUGUGAAUGGGGCUGAUCUGGCUAGGACUUGAUGAAUCAGAAGAAGGGGUGGAGGAGGGUAGUGUCUGUAUUUUGGGACUUUAAUUUCUGUGUGAGACCAAAGGAGACGAGAUGUAUUUUGUUCGAAAUUUACAUUUUGUAUGGUACACUAUCUGAUGUAACUUGUCUGGUCAGUUUGUUUAGACAACCCAGCUCAGCUUUAUGUGACGUGGAACCUAGAAUAGGAGACAAGAUCUUGGUAUUCUGUACAAGAUGAUGUGCAUCUUGUACAAGAUGAUGUGCAUCUGUACAAGAUGAUCUGCAUCCCCUGAUGCAUCUCGGGGAUUCUGGGCAUAAAAUGAAAGAGAUACUCGCAAAGGCUCUUGAGGGGCAGGGAAAGGAAAGGAGGACUGUCUGCAUUGGACCCUAAACUGGACAGGGACUAGGUAUUUUUGAAGUUCAUAAGUUGUCCUGCUCUAAGUUCAUUUGAGUAGCAGACCUGACAAGCAUUUGAGGUCAAAACCCUACCAUGUGUAAUAAAAAGAAAAAAAAAAAAUGACCAUGUUAAUAAAAGUAUUCAUUUGCUUGAAAAGACAAAA
Molecule: messenger RNA, 1638 nt
Organism: Acinonyx jubatus (cheetah)
Lineage: Eukaryota; Metazoa; Chordata; Mammalia; Carnivora; Felidae
Gene: MRFAP1
Product: Morf4 family associated protein 1
Exons: 3
Coding region: 166-549 (127 amino acids)
Source: RefSeq, a predicted model, not a curated record